This is a messenger RNA of Soboliphyme baturini, 2031 nucleotides long. Lineage: Eukaryota; Metazoa; Nematoda; Enoplea; Dioctophymatida; Soboliphymatidae. The record is from the annotation of a GenBank genome assembly.
AAUGCUGUUCUUUACUAACUGUAAUAUUGAUUCUCUAUGGAGUCAGAGAGACCUGACGCGAAAUGUUAAUAUUAAAUUCAGCCGCAAGUAUUUGCUAAAGUUAGCUGACGAUGGCCGUCCAAAACAAGUUAUCUCCAAGCUGCAACCUCAAGAAACUGAUGAGCUAUAUCGAUGCACAGCAAAUCCAACCGGCAACCUCGAAGCAGUGCUUAAGAGAGUUGCUCCAACGAAAAGGUCCGCGGACCAGAAGAAGCCUGACGAAGUAGACCACUGGUCAGAAGAUCAAACAAAGCUGUUGUAUGUUGCCGAGCAGUUUUUCCAACCCAUUGGAUAUUCGAAUCCGCUCUUUGAAGAAGCAAAUGACGGCUCCGGCCCAGAGGCGGAAGAGUUCUUUUAUCACGAAAGUUGGGGAGAACAGAUGUCUGAAGUUCGGCAUCCGGUGGCAUGCAUUCUCGACAUAUCUACCGGCAAAAUAGACAUAGUUAACAUUCAAAACGUGUCCGUGACUGAGACUGUGUGGUCCCCCAGCGACGACGGUAUUGUAUUUAUUGGUCUCCAAGAAGAACCGCGCAAGUUAGGGAAGAUGUACUGUUCUAACAGAAGAAGUUCUGUCAUGUACUUCAACUUCCAGCGAAAGGAAUCUAUUGAAAUUGGCACUCCCGGCAAAGCUGUUAGGUCGCCUAUCUUCAACAGAAGCGGUGACACGCUGAUAUAUCUUGAAACGGAAGCGCUCGGCGCACACCUCAAAUCUGAACGUUUGAUGAACUGCGACUGGAAAACGAAAGGUGUUCAAGCCGUCACCGACGUGGUCAGCGAUCCUGCUGGAUUACAAAAUUUCCCUGGUCUCUUCUCAGCACAUCUGCCGAAGCAAUGCUGGUGUAACGACGACAAGCGUGUUAUAUUAGAUUCUGCUUGGGGUGCUAAAACGGAAAUUCUUGUUAUCGACGUCUCGUUACAGUCCGUGACUAAAAUAUCGAACAUAGCAAAAGUCGAAGGGACAUGGACUGCGCUUGGUGUUUGGGAUGAUUAUGUGCUAGCGACGUUCAGCACUCCUGUCGUGACCCCAACUCUUUUUAUCGCGCGUCUCCCAGAGGCAGGACGUGAGUCAGAGAUACAUUGGAUGGAGGUCGAUCGGUGUGGUCCAAGGAGCAAAUAUGACUUCCAAUACAGUUUGCUUGAAUUUCAACGGCCACCAGAAAAAGGCGAAAAUCCGCACGUAAAUACUCGGUAUGAAGGCUUGUUUACUCAUCCAACACAGGGCUCCAACUGGCCAUGUAUUCUUUGGCCUCAUGGUGGCCCACAUACGGUGUCUACUAUCGCGUGGAAUCUGGAGAGCGCCUUCUUUAUGUCUUUUGGUUAUGCAGUCUUGCGACGUACUGAAUUUGGUUAUGUGCCCUGCAGUUCUUCACAUGUUCUGCUUUUAGUUAAUUAUCACGGUUCCACUGGCUAUGGAGAAAAUUUCGUUCGGUGUUUGCUUGGUAACGUGGGACACACAGAUGUCCUUGAUUGUCAGCAUGCACUGAAAAGUGUCCUAGACAAAGAACCUAGGGUUGACCGCAAUGCUUUGUUUCUUUUCGGAGGGUCUCAUGGCGGAUUUCUCGUUCUUCACAUCAGUGCAACCAGUGGCACGGCAUUCAAGGCGUGUGUUGCCCGAAAUCCGGUCGCUAACAUUGCAGCAAUGGUCGACUGCUCGGAUAUUCCUGAUUGGUGUGUCAGCGAAGCGCUGGCGGACGAAGUAGAUUUUCAACACCCUGUCUCCGCCAAAAUGCGAGAAGUUAUGUGGACCAAGUCGCCAAUCGCACAUGUUGAUAAAACUGUGACUCCGACCCUAUUCAUGUUGGGAGACAAAGACCUUCGAGUUCCUGCACUUCAGUGCAAAGAAUACAUUCAUGUCAUGAAAUCAAGAGGCAUUCCUGUCAAAGUUUUAUACUACCCGGAGAAUUGUCACCCGCUCGAUAAGGUCGACGCCGAGUGCGACGUGGCAAUAAACUGCGUUCGCUGGUUAGAACACUACAAGAACCUAAAGUAGGC